Vombatus ursinus (common wombat) is the source of this 1470-nucleotide messenger RNA. RefSeq names its product olfactory receptor 10AG1-like. NCBI's taxonomy places the organism in Eukaryota, Metazoa, Chordata, Mammalia, Diprotodontia, Vombatidae. Gene Ontology annotation, biological process: G protein-coupled receptor signaling pathway. Gene Ontology annotation, molecular function: olfactory receptor activity; G protein-coupled receptor activity. The transcript is spliced from 3 exons. Bases 13 to 1470 code for a protein of 485 amino acids. The record is from RefSeq and is a predicted model, not a curated record. Gene Ontology annotation, cellular component: membrane.
UAUACAGAAAAAAUGACAGACAAAAAUCUUACUGUCAUGGAAGAAUUUAUUCUCUUAGGAUUUUCUGAACUUCCCAACUUUCAAGGGCUUCUUUUUAUUACUUUUUUAGUCAUUUAUAUAAGUAUCCUGUUAGGAAAUGGUCUCAUCAUUGUAAUCACCAAUAUGGAACCUGCUCUCCAAAUACCCAUGUAUUACUUCCUUGGGAACUUCUCCUUUGUGGAAAUUUGUUACACAUCAGUCACUCUACCCAGAAUGCUUAUGAAUCUUUGGAGACAGAAAAGAAAUAUUUCUUUACUGUCAUGUGCUGUGCAACUGUGUUUCUUCCUUAUUCUGGCAGCCACAGAGAGCUUCCUCCUGGCAGUGAUGGCCUAUGAUCGCUAUGUGGCAAUCUGUAAGCCCCUCUCUUAUCCUCUAAUCAUGAACCGCAAGAUGUGUGUCCAGAUGGUGAUUGGCUCCUGGGUCACUGGAAUUCCAGUCUUCAUAGGGCAGACAUACCAGGUUUUCUCUGUACCCUUCUGUGGUUCUAACAAACUCAAUCAUGUUUUCUGUGACAUGCCCCCACUAUUGAAGUUGGCAUGUGGAGACACUUCUGGGAAUGAAUUCUUUAUUUAUAUUGAUUGUUUCCUGUUUGCUUUGAUUCCCUUUCUAUUGAUACUCUUCUCUUACAUCAGAAUCCUCAGCACUAUUUUGAAGCUCCCAUCAACCACUGGCAGAUCCAAAGCCUUCUCUACUUGCUCUUCUCAUCUUAUUGUCGUAUGCUUAUUCUACGGUUCGGGUUCCAUUGCAUAUCUGCAAUCCAAGUCCAGUUACUCAGGCAGAACAGAUAAGAUCUUCUCCCUAUUCUAUAUCACUGUGACCCCAGUGGUUAAUCCUAUGAUAUAUACUCUGAGGAACAAGGACUUCAUUGAGGCAAUGAGAAAACUAUUUUCUAAAUGUAUAGGGUUGCUAGGGGUCACUCUGGGUCUUCCAUUUACCUCAAAACAACCACUUCCACCCAAUGGCACUAGCCCACAAGCAACUUCCAUCUCCAGCUGCCAGUCCGAACUCCCAGAGUGUUUACUGCUGGCUGUGACGGCAUAUGACUGCUACGUGGCCAUUUGUAGGUCUCUGUACUAUCAAGUCAUCAUGAACCACAAAGUGUGUGUCCAGCUGGUCAUUGGCUCCUGGGUCACUGGGAUGCCAGUGGUGAUAGGGCAGACCUAUCAGAUAUUUUCUCUACAAUUCUGUGGUUCUAACAAGCUCACUCAUGUUUUCUGUCACAUGCCCCCAGUGGUGAAGCUGACCUGUGGGGACACAUUUGUAAAUCACCUCUCAGUCUAUGCUGAUGCUGUCCUCUUUGCAUUGAUUCCCUUUCUGUUGAUACUUGAGUCCUAUGGAAAAAUUAUCUUGACCAUCCUGAAAUUGUCAUCAGCCCCUGGAAGACACAGACUGUUCUCCACUUUUUCUUCUCACCUCAUAGUUGUCAUCUAA